Molecule: messenger RNA, 1497 nt
Organism: Portunus trituberculatus (swimming crab)
Lineage: Eukaryota; Metazoa; Arthropoda; Malacostraca; Decapoda; Portunidae
Product: superoxide dismutase [Cu-Zn]-like
Exons: 5
Coding region: 202-816 (204 amino acids)
Biological process (GO): removal of superoxide radicals
Molecular function (GO): copper ion binding; superoxide dismutase activity
Source: RefSeq, a predicted model, not a curated record
AGAAAAAGUAUUCACUGCGUGGCACCCUUACGUCUGGCACGGGGGACGGCCGAUAAAACGCUGGAAAGUUGUUCCAUUGAAGUGAACUUCCCAGCCAGUGUGUCCUUUGCCGCGCUACUCAUCAGUGCUAGUCCUGCACCUGCGUGACUCAAGAAAUCUGAGAAAACCUUAUCCAUCAGCUGACCCGCGAAAGAAGCAGCCAUGGGCAAGGGCGUGAUGUACGUGGUGGCAGCCGUGGUGUUCAUAGGCAUCGGGGCACUGGUGGCCGGCCUCAGCAUCUGGUACCAUCACCCUAAUCUCAACAAGGAACCCUUGAUCUCUGAGAUCCGGUACGCCCGGUGUGUUCUUCAGUCCCCUAACGGCAUUGUGUCGGGAACUUUGUACCUGCAGCAGUCUCGUUCCUUCUCACCUGUCCUGAUCAGUGGUAACAUCACAGGCUUGAGUAAAGGCAAGCACGGCUUCCACAUCCAUCAGUGGGGAGUUGAGAACAAUGAUUGCAAAUCCACCGGUGGUCAUUACAAUCCUCUUGGCUACAGCCACUCUGCCCCCAACGCAACAGAGCGGCACAUGGGUGACCUCGGCAACGUGGAGGCAAAGGCUAGUAGCACCAAGGGGGACAUCAUCGCCAAUGUAGGGAUAACGGACAAAGUUUUGACAUUGUCUGGCCAGUACUCCAUCGUAGGGCGGGCCAUCGUUGUGCAUGAAGGCGAGGACGAUCUCGGCUUGGGAGGCGACUCUGGAUCACUCAAGACGGGCAACGCUGGGGGCAGGGUGGCAUGCUGUACCUUGUAUUUGUCCGCGGCACCUAAACCAUAAUCCAGUAAGGAAUGAGUACAUAGGCUGUUUCAGUACAAGGCUUUGUUUCGGUAUGGCAGUGGUGACAAAAAAUUGCCAGUAUCAACGUACUGGCGCCUUUUAUUAAGUGUUAAUUAACCUAACAUAAUGUACCUAAUUUAAAAAGGUCAGUAUUAACGUUCUGUGCUGGCCCGCUGGGCCAGUUUCCUGCCGUCCCCUGCGGACCGAGGUUUCGCCGCGAGACAGGUGAAAUAAUUCUUAAGAAGGAUAUUCAUUGUCAUAAUACUUUGUGUAAAGUUCAUUAUAAAAACAACUGUGUGUACUUUAUAAGCCCUUCCUCUGUCUUGAAGUUUUUUUUCUUUACAGAUGUUCCUAUUAGCGUUGAGCAAGGUGUAACUACAACGUGUCUGUAUGACUUGUAGGAGGAAUAUAUAGUAGCCUAUGUAUUUUUGCUUGAAAAAGUUACUUUGACAUGAUUUCAUUUCAUAUGUAGUGACGCCAUAUUCAUGACGUUGUUCCAGUAAUUCAUAUAGCACGUUAAAGACGUAUUGAUUUUGUAAAAGUCCAAUACUGAAAUUAUUUUUUUCCUUACAGUAAAAGUGACUCUGUUGUUUCUAUUUAUCAUGUUAAUAUUAUAUUGUAAUUAUUGAUUUCCCUAACAAAUAUGUACAUUACUAAAAGAAUAAAAUCAAUGAGAAAGUA